UUCUCAUUCAACAAAGUAUUUGGGACUAUUUUUUUAAAUCCGAUUUAAAGAGGUCACAUUGUGUGAUCAGGGUAUCGGUCCUUGACCAAAGAGGAACUUUUGCUUUCACUGCUUUAGCUGAUUGUCGUUGUUUAGCACCCACAAGGCUUGAUUGGUCUUAAAAAAUCCCUACCAAAAAUAGUGCAGUUCUUUGAGCAAUUGCUGGCUCAGAUAUAUCAGCUGCUGUUUGCAGUUGGUAAGAAUGGCUUCUGAGGGUGAUGAACAGAAGGUAUUAGAAAAGCACUCAGAAAACCAGUUGUUAGUGGAAAAUGCAGAUGAACUGUCUCCAGCAAAGGUCAUUUCGUGCUCUCCUCGAAAGCGUCAGCGAGUCCAAGGGAAAAAGAUAUGUCAAGUGUGUGGGGACAAGGCUUUGGCUCAUCAUUUUGGAGCACUUGCAUGUGAAACUUGCAAGGCUUUCUUUCGGAGAAAUGCUGUCAAACCACAGGAAACAAGGAAGUGUGUUUUCCAGGGAAACUGCUGUGUAGACAAAAACACAAGACGAUUCUGUCCAGCGUGUCGACUGCAGAAAUGUUAUCAUGUUGGAAUGCGCCCUGAACUUAUUCUGAGAGAAGAAGAAAAGCAAGCACGCUCGAAGAAAGCUAAGAAUAGCAUUGAUGACGGAAAAAAUGUGCAAAACAAAGCACAGGUGAUAAAUGAUCUUUCUUCCCAAAACAUUGAUUCAACAUCUGGUCAGACCAUAACCACCAGUCCUGAGCAUUCCUUCUGGCCUGCCAGUCCUGUUAAGCAGACAGUUCUGCUGAAAAGUAAUCCUCCUGGAGAUUGCCACCAAGAAAGGCCAUAUUUUAACAGUACUGGCAGAUCAUCCACUCAUUCUCAACAUCUGCGAUUUGAAACACCAGCAGAUGGGAGACACUGGGUGCAGGAACCUAGUUCAGAGGGUACUGUGAAUGUGCAGACCUUUGAGACUGGUCAUUCAGUUGGCUUUAACACAAGUCUAGCCAGUGCUCCGCCGAUGAGUGAUGCAAGCACCCAUGGUAAUAUCCGCAGUCCUCUUUUCUAGGAAAACCUCAGCCUACUGUUUCUGCGUUUUGUCAUCUCACAUUCAUGCCUUACAUCAACAUGUCAUUGGCGAAUCCCAGCUCUCAAAGCCAACUCUGUCCUCACUUCCAGCCUCCACAUCAUUUCCUCUGCCCAAUCAUUCUGAUUUUCAGCACAUUGCAAGGGAUCAGAUCCCUUCCGAUCCAUUCAUGUUCUGGCGUUUGACUGAGGAAGAGCGCUCUUUACUAGCCCAUCUGUCAUCUGUCUACCAAGAUAUAGUUUUGUCCAUUCUGCAAAUGAACCCACCAAAGGAGCCAGUGCCUCUCCAUUUGAUGACAAAAGAGUUGUGCAUAGAAGAACAUGAAGGACUGAUACGAAGUGUUAUCAGUUUUGUGAAAUAUUUGCAGGACUUUCGGCAGCUAAGCAUUGAUGAUCAGAUAGCUUUAGUAAAAGCUUCUAAUGACCCGGUGUUGUCUUUAAGGGCUUGUGCCCUGUAUAUUUCAGAAAAGGAGGCAUGGCUGUGCAAUUAUGGGUAUUUAACCCAAGAGCAUCAGCGUCAUAUAUACCCAGACAAUCCAUUUAUUGAUCAGUUUUUGCAGUUCUGCACAACUGUCAAAAAGAUUGUGAAAAAUGACACAACGCUUUAUGCUUUGCUUCACUGUGUUAUUUUAUUUGACCCUAAUGAUGAGCGCAUUACUGAUCGCCAGUCUGUGAACAUGAUCCGUGGAAAGUUCCUUACGCUUUUGCGGCAUUACUUAGAAUCAGUGUACUCCUAUUGCCAUAGUGAUAGAUAUAUGUUGGUGCUACAAGAACUUCUCCUUUAUUUAAGGGACCUGUGUCAUGAAUCUCGGUAUCUGAUGAAGAAAAUUUUUCCCAAGAUCUCAAAUGAACUGCUGGUGGAGCUGUAUGAUCUAGAUCAAUAAAUUAUUUGACCUUUAAGGGUGAGAGGAUGAAGUGUCAACAUGUAUAUUGUUGUAAUUUUUAAUAAGUUCCCUGUACAGUGUCUGGGAAAUGCAGAGUUAAGAGUUAGCAAUAAGAGUUAAUGUGGAGCAACCAACGCUCAUGUUGCUGUCUACUUGAGUAGCCUUUUUGCCAUGUAAAAGAUGGAUUUUUUUCCACUUUGCUUAGAAAUGCUGAUAGUCAUCUGCCGGGCCUCCACCGCUCAGCAGUUUUGUCAUCUGUACACAGAUUCAGUGCAGUUUAGGAGAUGGUUUUACAUAAAGAAAAUAGUAAAGGUAGUCCCAUGAUCUUAUAGUAGUUGGAGAUUGAAGCAUUGAAGACCCCACUUAUUUUGGGCACAGUUUUUUUGUAGCAUCUCUCCUCCCUCACUGCCCUACUUUUCCCAACUCUCUAAGGAAUUAGGUACUCAUUUGAGAGGGAAGCAUGUGGAGUAACAUGGACAUCAAACUGGCAUGUGUCUGCACCAUCAGGUUUUGAAAGGCAGUUGCUUUAACCAUAAUGUUUAAAGCGGGUGAGGAAAAAAGUUUAUUGUGCUAGACUUUCACUGUGAUUGAUAUCUUCCAAAUUUUGUUUUUCAACAUUAUCUAAUUUUAUAUGGCCUGUAAAUAGCAGUGAUAUUUAUAAGUAUUACCUCAGUAAUGAAUUUUAAAAUGUCAAGAUCAAUGCAAAGGAAUAACUGUAGGUGAAAGCCUAGUUAAAAUUUAUGCUACCAUUUUACCAAAACAUUUUUCACCUUGCUGAACCAUGUACAUAGAUUUCAUAAGAUGUUUUAUAUAUUUUUGUAUUAGUCUAUCUUUAUACCCUACAUUAUGCUGGAUGUAUAAUUGGUACAAAUGGCAUUAUUCUAUUAUGAAGCCCAUGUUUGAUAUUUGUUUUACUUUUAAUUAAUGGUUUAGGUUAAGCUCAUAAUAUCAUUGUUUUAUUUGUUGUUUAUUUUUAGUUUAUUAUUUUUCAAGGGGAUAUGGUGAAAUCUAGUUUUCACUUAUCUCCUCUUUGUUUAUAUAAAUCUAAAAUUGGGAUGGCUCGUCGCCAUAUAGAAGUAUUUUAGCUAGGAAAUUUGAACAGAUGCCAGAUGCUGGUAUAAGAAACCAGCAUAUUAGUAAUUGGUGAGCCAGUGAGGUUAAGUGACUUGAUUUUUUCAAAGACUUGUGUUGAUCAUGUAGUAAAUCAUUGGUAGAUAUGAUCUAUGAUCAUGUUUAUAAUAGUUCAUUGAUAUAAGCAGCAAAUCAUUUAUCAUUAUAGAUAUCAUCUAGCCACCUGCUGCUAUGAUAUAGUGUGCUUGUAUAAAGUGUAAUUUGCUGGUGCUGUCAUAUACCAUGUCAAGGUUUGAAUGAAUGAAUCCGUUACAGAAUUGUUGGGUCCAUUGACAUAAAAAUAACUACAAAUACACUUAAGCAAAUAGAAAAUCACAUUUCUUUAACUUUGUUUCAAAUAUGCACAUCGUUGUAAUUUCAGUUUUGGGUCCUCCAAAGUGUACAGACAUAUAUAUAAUGUGAUAUCCAUCAGCACACACUGGCAGUUAUUUUGAAAAUCUUUUCUAGUGCAUGAUAAAAUUAACCAGGAUUUGAUAUUGGAUAGUGCCUGUUGUUUAAAUGCUCCCUUGCAGAAAAAGUGUGCAACUUUUUAUCAUACAUGUUUAAUCUUAAAAUAAUGUUUGAUGCUAAUAUUUACAUUGCAUUUAGGUUUUUUGAAAUGAUGUGAAAAUUGUUUUAUGGUAAAAAAAUCCUACAGCAGCCAAAAACAAAUCCAGAGAUAAUUCUGACUAUUUUCAGGCUACAAUAGCUGGUGUCUAAAUGAUAGCAAUUUCUGCCAUCAAAAACAAUUGUAAAGUUCUAGCCUUUUGUUUAUCUACAUGCUAUCCAAGUGUCAGGCAAAUGAAAUAUGCAAAAUAUAAUUUUCUUUAAAAAAUUAUUACUGAGCACAGGUUUUUCCUCCUUAUGCAUCAUAGUAGCAAGUUUGCUGUUUUAUGUGAUCGAAGUAAAUGUAUGUACCUCAAGGAACCAAUAGAUUUUUUUUUUCUUUACUUUUUCUUUACUUUUUCUCUACUAUACACAAUGUGAUUACACUUUAACAAUGAUGAGGCCAGUACGUGUAUUUUAAAACUCCAAUUAUUUGACGUAAGUAAAAUAUUGCUUAUUUCAGCUUUAAAAACAUUCAUUUUUAUUAAUGCAUUUUAAGUUAUUAUUUGAAUUUAAACAAUAAGUUUUUCCAUGCUCAAAGUAUGUGUACUUCAACCAUGUACAGAUAAGGAUAGCUAACUCACACCUCUCUCUCACACAAACAGGCAUAAUGCUAUGCAGGAAGCACCAGCCAUGGUGUUUAUACCAUGCUGUGUAUAGGUGUAUGUUUAUCAAUGAGUAACCUACAUAAAGGUAAAUACACUUUGUUUGCAACAGAAAUUUAAAAAAAAACAAUUUCUGAUAAAAGAAGAUAUACAUAUUUAUUUUCAGAAUUCGAUUGGUGAUUGGCAUAUCAGUCACACCACAUACACAAGCAACACAGAAUGUGCCUGUAACUUCAUGCCAGUUCUGGAACUUGUUAGAUGCAACCAUAGUCAGCUAUCCAUUUUAUACAAAUUCAUGACUUCAACAAUCAACAAAUGAUCUCAUUGUUAAUCAUUAUAUUCCUUAGUACUGGCUAAUAAGAAAUUGAUUAAUAAACUGAAUAAUUGCAAAUAUCUUUUGUGAGCCAGUACUGAAUCAUUUACUUAAUCAUAUCAUGAAAGAAUUCACAUUGAGUCGAAAUGAUUUCAGAUGUACAUAUUUUACAAAAAAUCUGUUAAAGAUACGAGUUCUUUACUGCACAACCACUAUAUGCAACUGUUAACACAACUGUUCAAAACUUUCUUUUAUUGUUACACAACAUGCUUUACUGGUUUUCAGACCUGUCCUCGUGUUUCUCUGUGCAUAUUAAAUGCAAUGUAUAUUCAAAACACUUGAUUACACUGUUUUCUAUCCAGAUUUAUUAAUGGUCACUCAGACUGUAUUCUGACUUAAGACCAGAAUGCUGUAAAAAUUAUAAAUCCUUUUUGAAAGAAAACAUGCACACACGGUCCCGCUGCUCAGUAGCACUGAUCUGACUGAUAGUAAAAAAAAAAAAAACCAACCAACCUAUUGUAUAUAGAAGCAUUUACACUUCAAAUACAGAAGAC
This is a messenger RNA of Pomacea canaliculata, 5149 nucleotides long. Its product is annotated as nuclear hormone receptor family member nhr-48-like. The record is from RefSeq and is a predicted model, not a curated record. NCBI's taxonomy places the organism in Eukaryota, Metazoa, Mollusca, Gastropoda, Architaenioglossa, Ampullariidae. Gene Ontology annotation, molecular function: zinc ion binding; nuclear receptor activity; RNA polymerase II cis-regulatory region sequence-specific DNA binding. Gene Ontology annotation, biological process: cell differentiation; negative regulation of transcription by RNA polymerase II; positive regulation of transcription by RNA polymerase II. The coding region runs from base 242 to 1060 and encodes 272 amino acids. The transcript is spliced from 4 exons.